CCUAAAAAUCUCUCCGUCUCUGUUCUCAUUUCUCAGCAAGUCCAUCCGACAUUCCGACUACACUCCCGUCGAGCGGUGACUUCACGCUGAACCAAAAGCUCUUUCCCUCCCUCCAAAACCCAUGACCACCAACCCCACCUCUUUACUCCUCUUCUCCUCACCUCUUCUCUCCCCAAAGUUGCUCUCUUCAACCAUAUCACUACCCCCACCCUCCCAAUCCCCUCUAUAUGCCUUCUCUUUACCCUUCAAAUCCCAUUCCAUUUUAAACCCCCCCGUGGUGGCCUCGCCAUCUACUAGAAAAAACCCAUUUUUGGUACGCUCCGACGACGGCGACGGCGACGCGUCUGGCCCCGAUGACUAUGAGAUGAUGGAUCCGGACGAAAUGGAGGAGGUGGACAACAAGAAGGACUUUGAAAUCGAGUACGACCCAUUAUCUGGCGCUCUGGCGCCCUCCGCUUCUGGUGGCGACGAGGACAUUGAGAUGGUGCAGAGCAAGAGCUUCGUGUCAACGCAAGGAUGGGAUUCGGAGAUGGUCGUGGAUUACAGAAUUAACGAAGAAGAGUUUCACAAGAUAAGCUUAUUUGACUGCGACUUCUUUAUAAGGAAACCGCCAGACCCCGAUAACGAUGUCUAUGAUUUUAGGGAGAUGUAUGUUACUCCUCCGGAUACGGACGUUUAUUCUAUUCCUAAGGUUCUCGCUCCAAUGCCUCAGAAGUACAUUAGAUGCGCCAAAAGUGAUUAUGGAUGCUACAAUGUGACUGAGCCACCAAUUGAUGCACCACGAGAUCCACUUUAUAAAACUACAAGGGAAAUCCUGAAGGUUUUCUUGACUAAACACUACAAAAAUCGGAGGUUGGGUGAUCCCGAGUUUGUUCUGGAUUUUGAAGAAAUUUAUGUUAUUGAUUCAAAAACCAAGUCAAUCACCAGGGCAAAAGUUCUGGUGACAGCUCCAGGGGGGAGAAAUAGAGAUAGGAAGAGUGACUUGCUUGUUAUACGAGAUAAUGGGAACUCCUUCAAAAUAAUUCACGCGAGUGAAAGAGAUGAUCCAACAACUGUCAUAGAAAGGGAAGAGUGGGCCAAAACCAGGCGAGACAUGGAGAGACAUCUUAGCAAGCUUCGAGACUUCAGCGUUUCUAAUUGGUUUUGAUCAGCAAUCAACAUUAUGUCACAGUUGAAGACUGCUUCGUGGUUAUUAAUACCCGGUGUGAUGGAUGAGUGAUUUGCGAGAUCUACUGAGGCAGUUCCACCAAGGACGUACGAGCAAUGGAGAGAUCAAUCGCAGUCAUCACGAAGUAACAAGCUGUAUGCUCCUCCGUUUUGUUAUUUGGAUGGUCCUACAACGCCGUUUGCUUGCCGAUUUCAACAUCAUUCUGUUUCUAACGUUCUGGUCUAUCAUCGGAGAGGGUUCUGAGCCUCUGUAUGCUAUCAAUCUAAUCCACGAGAGUUCUGACUCUGGGCCUUUGAACCCCGAUUCCAUCAUUCUGUUAUUCUGUGACGCUUGUGGUAUAUGGCUCUUGGGUUGCAGUUGAUUUCUUCUCCUUCGAGCUUGCUAGUUUCAUUGAGUUUGAUUUGCCUGACAAGGCCUGUAUGGGAUUGGUUUUGGUUUAUCCAAAAAAAAAAACUAGCUAUAAUAAAAUAUUUAUUUGAUCCGCAAA
This is a messenger RNA of Prosopis cineraria, 1655 nucleotides long. RefSeq names its product PLASTID TRANSCRIPTIONALLY ACTIVE protein 6, chloroplastic. The transcript is spliced from 6 exons. The record is from RefSeq and is a predicted model, not a curated record. Lineage: Eukaryota; Viridiplantae; Streptophyta; Magnoliopsida; Fabales; Fabaceae. Gene Ontology annotation, cellular component: plastid-encoded plastid RNA polymerase complex. Bases 122 to 1147 code for a protein of 341 amino acids.